ACUCCUGCAUUUGCAGACGUCAUGUAGCUCCACUCAGACCAACCUUUAGCUUAGCCCUUCAAACUAUUCCUUUAUUCCGCUAGAUUAGAUUUGGGUCGCUCCUUAACCGGUCGUAUUUAAGAAGCUGGAGGUUGAUAACGCGGGACACACAGCUGCGAAGGCCGACCGUUCCUCCGACAGCUUUAUAGAGCUCUAUGUUUGGUGUUCAGAAGUGAAUUUCAUGCGUUAGCUCGAGCUGAACUCCAGUAGUAACAGCAGUCAUGGGCUCCAGAGCUUCAUCUCUACUCAGAGAAGAGGACAUUGAAGAAAUCAAGAAAGAAACUGGAUUCUCCCACAGUCAGAUCACUCGCCUCUACAGCCGCUUCCACAGUCUCGAUAAAGGAGAAAAUGGAGCGCUCAGCCGAGAAGACUUCCAGAGGAUUCCCGAGUUGGCCAUAAAUCCUCUUGGCGAUCGGAUCAUUAAUGCCUUCUUCCCAGAGGGUGAGGAUCAGGUGAACUUCAGGGGCUUCAUGAGGACUCUGGCUCACUUCCGUCCUGUGGAGGAUAACGAGAAAAACAAAGACCCGACUUCUGGCGAGCCGCUCAACAGCAGGGCCAACAAACUCCUCUUUGCUUUUCGGUUAUACGACCUUGACAGAGACGACAAGAUCUCUAGAGAUGAACUGCUACAGGUUUUGAGAAUGAUGGUUGGCGUGAAUAUUUCUGAUGAGCAACUUGGAAGCAUUGCAGACAGGACCAUCCAGGAAGCUGACACUAAUGGAGACAUGAGUAUCUCAUUCAGCGAGUUCACCAAGGUAUUGGAAAAAGUGGAUGUCGAACAGAAGAUGAGCAUCCGCUUCCUUCACUGAAAACCAAAUGUGUUCUGAACUCUGAUUGGAGACCAUCAGUGUCACGCCACCUGAUUCUUCUCUGUGGGUUGAUUCAUCCUUUUUAAACAUGAUCAUGUUGUCAUCAUGUUACGUUUGUUUCAAUCAUCUAUCACUCUUGAGUUGCUUUUGCACUAGAAGGCCGGAUCCAGUGCCUUCACUUUUCUCAAAAGUCACAGAGGCUUUUAUCUUGUGAAAUUCUAUUUAUUCCGGCUGUGAAAGCAGCUUAUUAAAACUUUCCAAAUGGCGAAGCUGUCACUGAAAUUGAUACUGACGGAUGCACAAUUCGUCACCUACUUAAAGGCCAAAUCUUCAGAGAAACUUUCCUUCUCACCCCUAGAAAUAAUAUUUUGUUCCACAAUACCUCAUUAUAAGGGUGGAUAAGGCUGUCUUGAUUCUCGUAAUUUAUAAUGAUCUUAAGUCAACACAUCAGAGGGAGUGAAAUAGCUGAAUGCCUCUUAACUCAGAAAAAUGUAUUUUUCUCUGAAUUUAAGUUUUCUUUAAAUGCCUAAUAAAGAGAAGAGAAGCGGUU
Carassius auratus (goldfish) is the source of this 1398-nucleotide messenger RNA. RefSeq names its product calcineurin B homologous protein 1-like. The transcript is spliced from 7 exons. Bases 261 to 848 code for a protein of 195 amino acids. The record is from RefSeq and is a predicted model, not a curated record. Gene Ontology annotation, molecular function: calcium ion binding. Lineage: Eukaryota; Metazoa; Chordata; Actinopteri; Cypriniformes; Cyprinidae.